This is a messenger RNA of Rotaria socialis, 336 nucleotides long. NCBI's taxonomy places the organism in Eukaryota, Metazoa, Rotifera, Eurotatoria, Philodinida, Philodinidae. The record is from the annotation of a GenBank genome assembly.
AUGAUUUACCUCCAAAAUUUAUUUCAAAUAUUGAUUUUUGCAUUUAAACUCGAUGAAUCAAUAUUAAAUAAAGAUGAAGCUCAAACAUUAUACAAUCAAAUGCGUCAAUUAACUAAACAUUAUCGUACUCAAGCGAUGUCGUUGUUUUUCGAAAGAAGAAAAUAUAAUGAAAUAAUUGAUGCGGAAGAUGAUUCAGGUUAUCUUGAAUUUAAACAUUAUAAUGAAUUACAUGAAAAACGAUAUAAUUUAGAAACUGAACAAUCUCUUUAUUUUUUAGAGGCAGAGCGAGCCAAGGGCGAAUUCAACGAAAAAGAAGAAGGAAUAACCUAUGUGUAA